AUGGCGUCGAACGAGAUGGCGGAGCUGGUUGGCUUCUUGUCGAGCCCGCGCGCGGAUCUGCGGCAGUCGGCGAUGCAGCUGGCGCUCGGGCUCACGGCCACGGACGCCGGCGUGCACCAGCUCAUCAAGGCGGACGCGGUCAAGGCGCUCUGCCGCCUCGUGAGCGACGUCAACACGAUCGCCCGCGACGCGAUCCACGCGCUUGUCAACAUCACGGCGACGCACCCGGUCGCGUGCGAGAGCGCACUGCAGUUUGACAUUGUGAACCGCCUCAUGAACCAGCUCGACUCGGACUUUGCGCACAAGGACCUCUCGAUGAUGCUGCUGGCGAACGUGACGACGACGCCGGACGGCGCGAAAGCGCUCGUGGCCAACGACACCAAGUACAAGGUCCGCGAGGUCAUCUUGCAGAACCUUACGAUGCUCUUCCUCGAAUCCGAGCCCGAGCCCGAUGGCGUCGACCUCGCGAGUGGCGAACCCAAGUGGGACGACGACUACCAGUACAUUGCCAACGUGCUCGCCAACAUUACGCAGCUCGAGGAAGGCCGCGACUUUCUCCUGCAGAUGCGCAAGACCGCGUCGUCGUCGACGCCGCAGGCUCUCGUGCAGGUGCUUUUGCCGCAGAUCCACUCGCCCAACGUUGUCCGUCGUCGCGGGAUCGUGCAGGCCGUGCGCAACCUCUGCUUUGACAGCGACAACCACUUCUUCCUCUACGACUCGCUUGACGUCGUGGGCCACAUGCAAAAGCGCCUUGUGGGGCCCGAGCCGCUCGAAAUCGAAGAGAAGAACGGGCUCAGCGCGCUCGUGCUUGCUAGCCUCGGUCCCAAGAAGAAGCGCGAGUCCGACAACGCCGUGCGCCAGGCCGCGGUCGAGUGCCUCCUCCUCUUCUGCUCGUCCCGGAACGGCCGCAACGUCCUGCGCCAGCGCAAGGUCUACCCGAUCGUGCGCAACGCCCACAUUGUCGAGGGCAACGACGAGAUCAGCGACCAGAUUUACAAGCUCGUGGACUUUCUCAUUCGCGACGAAGAAGGCGAGGAGCCCGAUUGGGGCGAGAUUCGCGCCAAGUCGCUCGGCGUCUCCAACGACGACGUCGAGCAAACAACGUCGACGCCCACCGCGCCCGCACCGGUGUUCGAGUCGGUGCUCGACAAGCCGGCGCCGGUCAAGGACGCGACAACGAUCCACAUCGAAGAGGACGUCGACGAGGACUGUGCAGCCGCGCUGGCCAACGAGAUCAACCUCCUCGACGUGAGCAGCGACGAAGAGGACGACGACGUGCCUCCGCUUGCGCCGUAA
Saprolegnia diclina VS20 is the source of this 1296-nucleotide messenger RNA. RefSeq lists its product as hypothetical. The coding region runs from base 1 to 1296 and encodes 431 amino acids. The record is from RefSeq and is a predicted model, not a curated record. The transcript has a single exon. NCBI's taxonomy places the organism in Eukaryota, Oomycota, Saprolegniomycetes, Saprolegniales, Saprolegniaceae.